UUUUGCUCGGGCGGGCAGUCCGCGCCCGCGCGCUCCACCGCCCGACGCUCGCCUCCUCGCUCUAAAGAGCUCCGCCGCGCUCCAUCAUCUUCGAUCGCGCGCGAUCUCCACCAACUCACUCACACCAUCCCAAAGACCUCCGCCAAAGAAUUGUUCAAUCGCGACGACUCCUCAUAAAACUUACUAACAGUUCCCAUAACUUGGUGCGCCCUAACUACCUGUGAACUGAUCAAACCUGGACCACCCAGGUGUGCUGGUGAACGUCCUCCGCCUCCACGUGGCUCUGGAAUCGAUAGCCCCACCUCUUCGUCUCAUCCUUCUCAAGGUCACUAGGGGAGUUUGAAAGGGGUAGCCGGGAAUCAUCGCGCCAAUGAAGCGACGGCGCCCGGCGCCAUGAGCUAGCGGCAUGGGUGGCGAGGGGGCGGGCCGCGGCGCCGCGCGCUGGCACGUGGGCGACUCGCCCCCGCGCGCGCCCAUGGGCUUCGCGGCGCCGCCGGACGCGCUGCUCGACCGCGGGCUCGCGCCGGCGCCCGCGCCCGCGCCGGCGCCUGUCCCAGCCGCGGCGGGCAAUGCGGCCGCGCUGCAGCGGGCGCAUUCCAGAUCAAUGUCGUCCCUACCGCCGGAGCCGUUUAUGAUGCUCCGCGCGAAGGCGCUGAGCAAGCGGGUGAUCAUCAACGUGGGCGGCGUCCGGCACGAGGUGUUGUGGCGGACGCUGGAGCGGCUGCCCCAUACGAGGCUCGGGCGUCUGAGAGACUGCAACACACACGAGGCCAUCACGGAGCUGUGCGACGACUACUCGCUGCAAGACAACGAGUACUUCUUCGAUAGGCACCCGAAAAGCUUCAGUUCAAUAUUGAACUUCUACCGCACUGGAAAAUUGCAUUUAGUGGACGAAAUGUGCGUUUUGGCGUUCAGCGANGUCGUGCUCCUGCUGUGA
Molecule: messenger RNA, 937 nt
Organism: Ostrinia furnacalis (Asian corn borer)
Lineage: Eukaryota; Metazoa; Arthropoda; Insecta; Lepidoptera; Crambidae
Product: potassium voltage-gated channel protein Shab-like
Exons: 4
Coding region: 407-937 (176 amino acids)
Biological process (GO): protein homooligomerization; potassium ion transmembrane transport; action potential
Cellular component (GO): membrane; voltage-gated potassium channel complex
Molecular function (GO): delayed rectifier potassium channel activity
Source: RefSeq, a predicted model, not a curated record